Messenger RNA from Jatropha curcas, 930 nucleotides. The record is from RefSeq and is a predicted model, not a curated record. Lineage: Eukaryota; Viridiplantae; Streptophyta; Magnoliopsida; Malpighiales; Euphorbiaceae.
AUGGCGGAUAUUGAAGGAGACAUUCUUUCAAGAUUACCAGUUAAAUCUUUGAUGAGGUUCAACCGCGACACUAAUGAAUUCUUCUCUUCAUCUAUUUCUGACUCUGAUGUUAUUCUACCUCCUGUUAUUCUUCACAAGCCUUUUUUAUCUAAUACCUUUUAUACCUAUAUUGUGGGUUCAUGUCAUGGUCUUGUCUGCGUCGGUUCUUCUCCUUCCUGUUAUUUAUGGAACCCAGCUACUAAGGAAUAUAUGUAUAUUGCUCUUCCGAUUAAAGAUCAUCUAUCAACCAGAUUCUAUUAUUUUGGAUUUAGUUUUGUUGCAGAGCUUAAUGAUUAUGUGAUUGUAGGAAUUAUUUGUAGGAGCUAUGACAAAGUUAUUGUGUAUAAAAGAAGUAGUAAUUCUUGGGUAACAAAAACAACCUCUAAGUUGCAAUAUGAUAGCAUAGACAUGACGUCUAAUACUAUGGUUAAGGGAUCCUUCAAUUGGAUAGCAUGUAAAAAAAGAAUUGGGCAACUGAUAUUGUCUUAUAAUGCUCGAAAUGAGGACUUAGAGGAGAUAGAAUUUCCUGAUUCUCUUUGGCGAAUAAAGCAUAUUACAAAGUUGAAUGAUUCACUUGCUGUAAUUGCUUAUCGUUGGAAUGAUUUGCAUUUGCACUAUGACUAUGCGAUUUGGGUUAUGAAUGAAUACGGUGUAAAAGAGUCAUGGACUAAAAAAUUUAUUAUUGUAGGGAUUUUUGGAUUUAAGAGGGUGUUCGGAUAUCAGGAGAAUGUUGAAGGAGAGUUUAUUCUCCUAACUCAAAGCAACAAUAAUCCACCAGAGCUUAUCAAGUAUAACCCCAGGAAUCAAGAAAUCAGAACUUCCAGUACUGUUGCGAGUUCCAAUUGGAUUGGGACAACUCAUGUUUAUGUAGAGAGCUUAGUUCCAGUUUGA